Belonocnema kinseyi is the source of this 7140-nucleotide messenger RNA. RefSeq names its product arfGAP with SH3 domain, ANK repeat and PH domain-containing protein (gene Asap). The record is from RefSeq and is a predicted model, not a curated record. Gene Ontology annotation, cellular component: cytoplasm. Gene Ontology annotation, molecular function: GTPase activator activity; protein binding. Gene Ontology annotation, biological process: positive regulation of GTPase activity. Lineage: Eukaryota; Metazoa; Arthropoda; Insecta; Hymenoptera; Cynipidae. The transcript is spliced from 16 exons. Bases 619 to 3615 code for a protein of 998 amino acids.
GAUCGGGAUCACUGCCAAGCGCACCUGUUAAACUGCGUCCUUCUGAUUCAUACGUCCAUGAGUCAAACCAAUUGAUUAGAGACGAAUAAAACUUCGUGAAUAUAGUGAAGCGCGAACGUUGUUCCGGGGUUUUGUCUUCCGUGAUCGUGAAUGCUUUGGUGAGAUUUGCGUGAUAUUUUAUUUAUCUCUUAGAUUGUCUGUCUGAUAAUCCGUGCGGCCUGUUAAUCUUCGCGGAAACAGCGAACGUCAAAUUUUUAUUCGAAGAAAUGGCUGAUCCUCAGGGCAAGACUGGCGAAAUGCCAUGCGAAUAAAAGUAGUUUGAGACUUAUGUUUUCUCUCGAAACGGACAGGAAGAGAAGAGAAUCAUUGAUAUAUUAUUAUAAGCUCAUUAUAAAAAGAAAAGGAGAUCCAACAGAUGAGGGAAGACAAAGGUAUGCGAUGACAGUAAUGACAGUUUUUUAGGUGUAUAUGCAGCAUCACUCAUCCUGGAGUUCCUGUUCUAUUUCUUGAAAGGAGGAGGGAUUAGCUUCGCGGGAUUAAAAUUAGUCAAAGUGGUGCUAACGAAAGGGUUCUAACUAAAUUACGAAUGAGUUAUAAAUAAUUCUUAAGAACCAAAAAAUGCCAGGAUUAAUCGCAGUCAGUGAAUUCGUCGAGGAGACUAGGGAGGAUUAUAACUCGCCGACAACAUCUACCUUUGUCUCCCGAAUGCCACAGUGCAGACAGACUAUCACUACACUUGAAGAGACUUUGGACUCCGACAGAGAUGGGCUGACAAAAUUAAAGAAGGCAAUAAAAGCCAUUCAUAACUCGGGGAAUGCACACGUAGACAAUGAAGUUUAUCUGGGAAGAACUUUGGAAAGAUUGGGAGAUGCCGCUCUGAAGGAACACGAACCGGAUAUAGGCGCAGCCUUCCUGAAGUUUGCAGUGGUCACCAAAGAACUUAGCGCUUUAAUGAAAACUCUGAUGCAAAACAUUAACAAUAUAGUAAUGUUCCCAUUGGAUUCCUUGUUGAAGGGAGAUCUCAGGGGUGUUAAAGGUGAUCUUAAAAGGCCAUUUGAGAAAGCGUGGAAGGAUUACGAAGCCAAGCACGCUAAAAUUGAGAAAGAAAAGAAACAACAUGCAAAAGAGGCUGGUCUCAUCAGAACUGAAAUUACACCAGCGGAAAUUGCCGAUGAAAUGGAAAAGGAAAGGCGACUUUUUCAGCUGCAAAUGUGUGAGUAUCUCAUUAAGGUCAACGAAAUCAAGACGAAGAAAGGCAUCGAGUUGUUGCAGCAUUUGGUCGAAUAUUACCACGCACAAACAAACUACUUUCAAGAUGGACUCAAAACUAUAGAACAUUUUGGCUCUUACAUCACAGAUCUCAGCGUGAAAUUACAAAAAAUCAGACAAGCACAAGAUGAAGAAAGAAGACGGCUCACAGAAUUGAGAAGUCUGCUUAGAAGUUCAGGAUGUGAUAAAGAGCUAAUUGCGAAUGCAAGCUUGGGGUACUCUUUGCAUCAACUACAAGGUGAUAAACAGCACGGUGUGACGCGUUCGGGUCAUCUUUUAAAGAAAAGCGAAGGGAAAAUGAGGCGAGUGUGGCAAAAGAGAAGGUGCGCGGUUCAAGCGGAGGGAUUCCUAGAUAUCUGUCAUGCAGAUGAAAACAAACCACCUACCAGAGUUAACCUAUUAACGUGCCAAAUCAAACUAGUAACGGACGACAAGAGAGGCUUCGAUCUCAUAAGUUACAACAGAACUUAUCAUUUUCAAGCUGAGGACGAGGCUGAUCAGCGAGCCUGGAUGUCCGUCUUAGUCAACUGUAAAGAACGUGCUUUAUUACGAGCCUUCGAUGCAAGCGGUAAAGCGGAAGCCGGACAAGGCAAUCCUAGUUUGGUCGAACUACAACAAGCCGUAAUUCAAUGUGUUAUGCGGUUACCUGGUAAUGAUAAGUGUUGUGACUGCUCUGCUCAAAAUGAUGCCACCUGGCUUUCGACCAAUUUUGGUAUCAUAGUGUGCAUAGAAUGCAGUGGAAUCCACAGGGAUCUUGGUGUGCACAUAUCUAGAAUACAAUCUUUAACUCUGGACAAUGUCGGUACGGCUCAGUUACUAUUAGCGAGGUAUAUGACCAACCAAGUUUUCAACGAGGUCAUGGAAGCAACAUUACAUUAUAAUCUCAAACCUACACCAACGUCAACUAUGGAGGAGCGUUACGAGUUUAUAAGAGCAAAAUACGUAGACAAGAGGUACGUGAUGCACACAUGUGCAGACGAGCGAGAUCUCCUAUCAGAUUUGGAACAUGCUCUAAAUAAUCGUGAUUUACAGCAACUACUGCAAGUUUUUGCCGAAAAUGUGGAUCUAGCAGCAUCAUUGCCGACAUCAGACAUGGGAGAAACUGCUCUACACUUAGCUAUCCUCCGUGAAAUGGGUAACAGUCUCCAUAUCGUGGAUUUUCUGGUGCAAAAUAUGCCGGCUGGUGGCAUCGACAAAGUCACCAUCGACGGAGAUACUGCAUUACAUUUAUGCGCACGGCACGACAGAGCUGAAGCUAUGAAAUUACUUCUUAGAACGGGCGCUGAUCCUGCUCUUCGAAAUAAAAUGGAGAAGACAUCUCUGGAUGUCGCGCAAGAAAUGGGCCAUCACACAUGUAAAGAACUGCUAAGCCACGCUAUCCAAAGACAAAAAAGUCUGCUUGAUAAUGUAAACAUUGAUUGGAAUCUCUCGCAUGACGAAGGCUCCACCGAUUUCUCUGAUGAUGAGACAAUCAUUGAGGAUAGCAAUGGUUGCCUGACUCCGGAAAAAAAAUGCCGAAGUAGGCCACCUUCGUACGCGGGCGGUGGAAUCACAAAACCUGGAGAUUCUCCAAUAACUCUGCGAAGUCGCAGUAGCACAUGCGAUAGUUUCCAAAGUGGAUCAUCACCAAAUCCUUGCACAAGUAGACAACAGAUGCCACCACCGCCUCCUCCACACAUAAGGAAACCCAUUGUCGCUGCUACUCUAAUCGCAUCCGACAUUUCGAUGAAUUUUCACGUUUCAAUGAAGAAGCGAGUAGCACCGCCUCCUCCACCAGCCGGAAAUACAGUGCCAACGUCAUAUUACGGGACUCUACCAACUUCUGGAUCUUCACACAGCAGAACAGCCAGCGAACCUAUUUUAGCUGGCCAUUCCACACACACUCUCCCGCAAUCGUUACAUACUUCAAACAGUCAUCGCCAUAAGAGGUCACCCAGCGGAGAUUCUUCUACUGGACAUGGUACGGAUAAAGGAAAUAUGUCGGCACUACAGAGACCAAGAAAUCCCCCUCCUCCUGCUCCUUCCAUGAUAAGUUCAUCAAGAUUAAGUAAUGGUAGAAGCAGCGAAUCUUUAAGCUCCAUGUGUUCGGAUCAUGGGAUAAGUAAUCCGGUUCCACCGCCUCGGAAGCCAUCUUCAAUGUUAGCCUUGGCUGGCUUAAGACGUUGUCGAGCCCUAUAUGACUGUGAUGCGGAUAACGAGGACGAACUGUCUUUUCGCGAGGGUGAAGUGAUCAUAGUCACGAACGAGCAAACUGACGAUGAUAAUUGGAUGGAGGGUGCUUUGGAACGAGCGCCAGAAAGAAGAGGCAUGUUUCCCAUAAGCUUCGUACAUAUGCUCCAGGAUUAACAUUCGAUGAAUCUCCAUUCCAUAGAGAAUGUCCUCAACACUGCAUAAUGCAAAGAUUGCAGGCACUUCGACAAAAAGACUUGCUUAGGAAAUAAAAAUCCUUAAAGUCUUUUAAUCCAUCUAGAUUCAUUUCACAUAGAGAGAUUAUCAAGAGAUUAUCAAGAGAUAUCGAUUUUCUGUUCAAAAUGCGUAAGGCCGUGUUAGGUAGCAAAUACUCUGAAACUUUAACGACUGAUCAAUCAAAAUGUUUUCGAAAAAAGAGUCAUGUUGUUUUGAAUUGUUUUUAGAUUAACUCAAACGGUUAUAAAGCUUUGGAGUUAUACAUUUUAAGAUGUAGGGCUCAUCAAUUUUGUUGUGGCUGAUUUUUAUUGCAUGGAUAAAUUUGAAAAAUGUGUGCGUUUGAAAAUUUGGCUAAUUAUGAGGUGGCUAACUCUUCUUUUUGUUGGUUUUUUAAAGUAAUGUGAAAAUUUCAUGGUUGCGUGUACAAUACUUCUUCGAGAAUUUAGAUAAUUUAGCAGAAGUUGGAAUUUGAAACAUUAUAAUUUUAAUUAUUUCGAUGUUAGUGUUAUUAGCCAGGGUCAGAGAAUUUUUUUGCAGGUUUAGAAAAUAUAUAAUAAAUAAUAAUACUUUAAUAGUAUUAUUUCACAAACAGUACACCAACAAAAGAUAGAAUCUGGGCAAAAAAUCCCGAUUUUCAAUUACUUCAUCGCAUAUUGGCGUAAUUUUCAAAAUUGUAUAAAUGAUAACCUAUUACAAGUUUUGUUUUUGAUUGCGCCCAUCCAUAAUAGGCAACUUACUUUGUUAUUAAGUUCUCGGCUUCAGCUUCACAGGCCGCAUCGCAGUCUGUUAUCUAAACAACCUUACGUAUUUUUAGAUCAUAUACGUUCUCAAAACAUGCUGGUCCACAAAGAAUUCGAAAAGGAUAGUUUUCCUUUUGAAAAGAAAUGUUGACCAUUUUUAUGUUUCUAUAAUUUUAUUUUAUUUUACUCGAGCAUUUAAUAAAUAAACAUUUUAAUACAAAAAAAUAACAUGCAAGAAGAUGAUUUCAUAAAAAAAUAUUCAAAGUUGUUUCCUCGAAAAACAAUCUAAAAAAUCAAUUCUUGGUUGUUCCUUGUGAGUACCAUUUUAUUAUAAUUUCGAAAAAAGGAAGGCCUAGCUUGACCUAGAACAACAACGACUAGGACGUACGUGCAAUUUUUGAACAAGAUAUUUAUACCGUUCUUCUUUCUCCCUCGCAUUGGUGUUGAUCUUAUUGUAUUCUGGAGCUGAUUACUCUGGAACGAAGUUAGUUGUUGUUAAUUGUCUAUUCUGUAUAUAAAUGACAAGAAUACUUGUAACCGGUUAUUAGUUAUACUCGAAAUUCUAGUGAUGUGCAAAAUGGCCUCGAUCGCAUUGGGUUGUCCGGUCAUUGGGUUAGCCCGAUAAACUGAGCAGCCACAUUUUGUGUGUGAGACUUCAAUAUCAUUUGAAACAGGGUCACCUACAAGAAUUAAUCCUAUUGUAAUUCAAGAUUAGUGUGACUCUUAUUUUCGAACAUUAAAAAUAUUGCGAUCCAUGUUUAGAAUUUCGUGACGUUACACGAGAAAAAUAUACAGAAGAUGACCGUCAUUUUGAUUUUUUUUAGAUAUAUAGAGAAAAUUUAGAGAAAGCUUAAACAAAGUAACAUUGUAAAUCUAUACAAUUUUACAGUUUUUCUAUAAACUUUAGAUUAUCGAUUAAUAUUUGCACUUGGAUAUUGAAUUUUAUGUAUUUUACAUAUUUUUAUUACAUUUUAUUGUGCUGAUUAUAAAUCAGUCCGGCAAAUUGAGUUGAGACUUAAUGGUUCUGAAAAAGGGCGAUUGAAAUGCUGCUUUAGCUCUUUAGGGUCUAAAUUAUAUACAGCCAUUCUAUUAUUCAUGGUAUUUUAGGGGGUUUGGGGUUACUAGUUUCGAAUCCAAAGUCGAAAAUUUAAAAUGCCGAAUCCAAUACAACACAACGAUGUUGAAAUCAUAGUUUUGUGUGUAUAUACAAUUUUCAGACGCUCUAUCCCCUUCCCCCCAGGUCACUCCCCUGGAUUCGUGUCUAAAGAAAAAACCUGAAAGGGAAAUUAAAAUCAUUACUUUGAAUUCGAAACCAGUGCUCCCAAAAACCGUUAAAUACUAUGAAUUGCUCAAAUUUCAAUUAGCGGACCGAGGGGAUAUUCACUUCUAGAUAGAUUUCACGAGAUCUCUUAAAGAUCUUUUGAAGAUUCGCAAAUAUUUUUGAAUAUUUGAAAAAUUUCGGAGUUCUCCGGCAAGGUUUUGAGAUUUUGUUCGACUUUUUUUAAUCUCGCUGUAUCAUAGGUUCUCCUAAAUUUUGUAAAUCUUAAUUUUAUUUUAAGUGUUUCAUUAUUUUUAUUUCAUAGUGACUUUAAACAAGAUUUCCGAAGUGAAUAACUCCUCACAAAGGAAAUAAUUCAAGCCUUAAUCGUUUAAAGUAGCAGUUUGAAUUUGCCAUUUUCCAAGAACCAUGAAGUUCUACGUCAAUUUACAGGCUGCAUUUGGAACCAGCAUGAAAAAUUCUUAUAAGAGUGUUUACUAAAUUCAAUCUACUUCAAAACUGAGAUAUUUAAAAAAUGAUGUAUAAAAUCGACAAAAAUAUAUUAAAUUUUAAUUGAUGAAGUUUUUAAGGAUAAUUUUAAUCGUGGUUUAGAAAAAAAUGUUUCGUUUGAAGUUCUUCAUUUAAAAAAAUUUAUAUGGAUUUUGGUAUUUUAGCUUCGAUUUUAGGUAAAGGUUGCAAUUUUUAUCCAAUCCUUACCAUCAACGGCUGAUUGUAUUUCUUGAAAGAUUGUUUUUAAUUAUGUCGUGCUAAGCUUUAUUUAUAUCUAAAUUCUUAAGCAAAGAAUUUGUAAAAAAAACAAUCAUUGCAUAAUUUUAUCGUACUUUAAAAAAACAACCAAAGAAGAUUGUAAUGAAUCUUUCAAGGACUAAAUUGAGAUGCCGAUCAUUAUGAUUGGAUCAAAAUUGCAGCUUCUACCAGAAAUUUAAGCUAAAACACGAACAUUUCUAUAACGUUUGUUAAAUAAACAAUAUCAACCCAUACAAUUGUUGACUAUAAGAAGCUUAGAUUUCUCCAUAAAAAUUUACACCCAUUAACAUUAAAAAUAUUUUUCUCUGUUAUAUAAAUCAUUGUAAUGGUUGGAUGAAUUUUAGAUUGAUCGUAUAUAGUAGAUACUUAAAAAAUAUGUAUAGCACAUACAAUAUAAUUCACUGAGUAACAAGAAUAUUACCCGUGCUAUAGUGGCACGACAUUUCUGUAUGGUCAAAAACGUUUUUUUUUUUUACUUUUCGAACCCAAUUUUCAAACAAAUAUGACGUUAUGGAAGAUUUUCGACUUCAGAAUCAUAUUCGAUGGAAAACCCUCAUCGAAAUUACGUGCCACUGUAGCGUAAAUAGACAAAAGUUUAAAUCUACAUUCUAUCCAGAAACUGUAAAAAGGUAUUCAUCUACGAUUUGAAGAGGAUUCAUCCCUCUAUGUGAUUUGUGUCAAAAUAUAUAUUAAAUUUUU